GUGAAGGUGACAUGAAGAUAAACAGACGCACAUCAUGCAGCAGCAGAAGGUUAUCAGCGCUACGGAUUAUUUAGCUAACGAUACAUGUAUUUAAAGGGGAAAUUUGCUGCGUAUGCUGUAUAUUUUUUAUUUUCCAAGACUAAAAAUAUAUCCAGUCGCACACUUUGACCAACACACACUAUCAGGAUGGUGUCCUACAAGCGGCUGAACCCCGAAGAUGUGCAGUUUUCCAGUGCGGUUCUGUCCGAAGAGCUGUGUCCAGUCCGUGAGGAAAUUCCAGUGCCGGAGCCAGAAGAAGCCUCGCUGCUUCCUCGGCGUCCGUCAUGCUCUGGCACCACAGGCCUGCUGGUGAUCGGCUGCCUGCUGCUGCUGCUCUGUGGAGGCUGGCUGCUGGGCACCAUGUUCUGGCUGCACCGUCCGUCCAACGUACAGCCGCACAGACCCCCGUCCCCGGCCUCUGGACACACACCAGACUCUCAGAUUGAAACAGGAGUUAACGACACGGCUGCCGCUUUCCGCCGCGAGGCCUGCAGUUUAAUCCCCGAGGCGUGGAGGUUCGACUGCUACCCAGAGAGAGGGGUGGUUGUGACGCGAGAGUUGUGUGAGGCGAGGAACUGUUGCUUCAUCCCAGCAUCCUCUCCCUUAUCCUCUGCCACCCGCCCGUCAGGGAAGAAUGGUAUCCCGUGGUGUUUUUAUCCUGAGGACUUCCCUUCAUACUCGGUCGUGUCGAUAAACGACACGUCGCUGGGACAAAAAGGGACGCUCGUACGGGAGGUGAAGACCUACUACCCUGCAGAUAUCCUCACUCUAGAGGUGGAGAUACGACAUGAGACAGACUCAAGACUGCGAGUCAGGAUUACAGACCCGGCUGAUUCUCGGUUCGAGGUCCCCAUCUCCGUUCCCGCUGCCACAAAGAAAGCAGAACAUCCAGAAUACAUCGUUGAGAUUUCAAAGCAGCCGUUCGGUCUCAUCGUGAAGAGGAGGUCUACAGGGGCAGUGCUUCUGAACACCACAGUGGCUCCUCUCUUCUUCGCGGAUCAGUUCCUGCAGCUCUCCUCCUCUCUGCAGAGUCAGUUCAUCUACGGGCUGGGGGAGCACCGCUCCUCCUUCCUGCACGACGUGCACUGGAACACACUCACCAUGUGGGCCAGAGACGUGCCUCCUAUGGAACAGACAAACCUGUAUGGAGCUCAUCCAUUUUACCUGGCCAUGGAGGAGGGGGGGGAGGCACACGGCUUCUUCCUGCUGAACAGCAACGCCAUGGAUGUGGUCCUGCAGCCGGCCCCGGCCCUCACCUGGCGCACCAUCGGAGGAAUCCUUGACUUUUACGUUUUCCUCGGGCCUGAUCCUGCUUCAGUGAUUGGACAGUAUGUGGAAGUCAUCGGUUACCCGGCGAUGCCCAUCUACUGGGCUUUAGGCUACCAUCUCUGCCGCUGGGGUUACAACACAAGCGACUCCACCUGGGAGGUGGUCAAGAGCCUGAGGAAUUAUAAAAUACCCCAGGACGUCCAGUGGAACGACAUCGACUACAUGGAUCAGUUCAUGGACUUCACCUUUGACUCCAAAAAGUUCGGCACGCUGCCCGACAUGGUGAAAGAUUUGCAUGUUCACGACCAGCGCUACGUCAUGAUUCUGGACCCCGGGAUCAGCAGCUCCCAGCCUGAGGGAUCAUACUGGCCGUACGACGAAGGGCUGAAGAGAGACGUGUUUAUUAAAGAUGCUGAAGGAAAAACACUCAUCGGGAAGGUGUGGCCUGGUCUGACAGCUUAUCCUGAUUUCUCGAAUGAAGUGACUCAUGAAUGGUGGUACGAAAACCUCCAGAGGUUCCAUGAGAAGGUGCCAUUUGAUGGGUUAUGGAUUGACAUGAAUGAGCCGUCUAAUUUCCUGGAUGGAUCUACUAAUGGCUGUCCGUCAAACAGUCUGGAAAACCCUCCUUACACACCUGGUAUACUAGGAGGUUUGCUCAGAGCCAAAACUGUGUGUGCCACUGCACAGCAGAAGCAGUCCAUUCACUACAAUAUGCACAGCCUCUACGGACUCAUGGAAGCUAAGGCGUCUGCAAGCGCUAUGAAGCGGAUCGUGGCGAAGCGACCGUUUGUGAUCUCUCGCUCCACCUACCCCUCUCAGGGGAUGUACUCCGGUCACUGGCUGGGAGACAACAGGAGCCAGUGGAAAGACCUGUACACUUCUAUAGCAGGUAUGUUGACCUUUAACCUCCUGGGCAUCCCGUUGGUGGGAGCAGAUAUCUGUGGCUUCAGCGAGGAGCCGCGAGAGCUGUGUGUGCGCUGGACGCAGCUGGGAGCUUUCUAUCCCUUCACACGCAACCACAACGCCAUCGACAUGCAGCCUCAGGACCCGACCGUGUUCAGCCCUCUGGCUCGGACAGCGAUGAAGCAGGCUCUGCUGCUGCGAUACUCGCUCUUCCCCGUCCUCUACACACUCUUCCAUCACGCGCAUGUGCACGGACACACUGUCGCACGGCCGCUAAUGUUUGAGUUCCCAAAAGAUGUGAAAACCUACGGGAUCGACAAACAGUUCCUGUGGGGGAAGAGUUUGCUGGUGACACCGGUGCUGGAUCCUGAAGUGGACUAUGUGGACGGAUACUUCCCAGAGGGUCUGUGGUAUGACUACUACACGGGCGACUCUCUGCACAGUAAGGGGGAAGACCUUCGACUCCACGCACCUCUAGAUAAGAUCAACCUGCAUCUGCGUGAGGGCUCAAUCAUACCAACGCAGGCGCCCAACCUGACGCUGUGGGUGAGCAGCGGUCAGCCUCUCCACCUGGUGUCGGCGCUCUCUGAGGACGGAGCAGCCAGCGGGGAUCUGUUCUGGGACGACGGAGAGAGCAUCGACACCUACGAGAACAACCUGUACUCCUACAUCCUCUUCAGCGUCGCUCAGAACGUGAUGACGUCACAGGUUCUGCAUAGCAACGUGGAGGCCACAUACAUCACCGUGGAGACGGCCUCCUUCUACGGCGUGAAGCAGAAACCGAGCCGAGUGAUGGUGAACUCCCAAGAGGCAACGUUCACCUACAGAGACAACCAGGUGUUAACAGUUGCAGAUCUGGGUCUCAACCUCAGUCAGAACUUCACCAUCAGCUGGAUGUAUUGAGUCAGAUGUUUUUAUGGUUUUGGUUACUGUUAAAAGUCUCCAGCUGGUACACUGUGCAGUCUUUAUGUGUUGUGGAAGUGAUGUUUAGCUCUGUACUCCUGGACAUUGGAGGUUAAAGGCACGGAAGGGAUAUUUUGAAUAGCACAUUUCAGCUAGUGCAAAAGAAACAGAUUAUUAAGUUAAUUUAAAAACACCAAAAGAGAUCAACGAGAAAAAGAAGUCAAAUAAAACUUGUUUAAAAUACGAUAAUAAAGGUGCAGUACAAGAAGGGAACAAUAACAAGUAAAGUCUUAAUUUUCACAUGUAUUUUUUGGUAAACGCAGAGGACUCGUGCACAGACAAUGGGCCACGAUUCAAUAAAAUUAACCCGAAUUAGUUGAGAACACCCUGAAAUUACAGCUGAGAGUCAGCACUUUAACCUCAUAGGCAUUGUUCCGUGUCAUAACUUAUGUGCAGGAGUACAGAGACGAAACAAGCUGCCUGUGUGUGAAAGAAGAUGAAUAGGUACUCUGGAGUGAGUCAGGUCAAGCUGGUGGCAUAUUGAUAGUGCUACGUUUAAAAAAACAACAACACACAAAUGCUUUUGAAACUUGCAGCCAUUGACGUGCACUCAAUGCUUUAAAUAUGUAAUGUAUUGCAUCAUCGCUGAACCAUCGUCUCAUUCAAACAGAAAGCUUGUUUAUUUAUUUCCUCUUUUAAUUCUCAUCCGCAGAAGGAUUAUGUGCAAUAAGUGAAAGAAAGGAGGAUGUACCUUUCUACUAAUGUGAGUCUGCAAAUAGUUCAUGAUUGCUUGAGUGCGUCUUUACAGCUUCGUGUUGCACUGGAUUGAUUGUGCAGUGUUGUAAAGGUAGAGAUAGGUGCCUUAUGAUUCCUGUUUGUGAGCGUCUCUGGGGUUUUUUCCGGCCUGUUUGAAAACGCUGACGACUGAUAGUACUACUGCCGUGCACGAGGAGUACUUUGAUGCAUAGCUUCAGUAUUCUACAGCAGCCAAUCAUGUGCUGCAGUCAUGUUACUGUGAGCUUUCUCUGAUACACUUCAGUUUUUACAAUGUUUUUAGCUUGAUUUUGACCGUAAAGCUGUGAAAAUCUGAUUUGAAUUUAUAGUCACAGAACAUAGCUGUGAAGAGCUUGCACCUUUUCAGAGCAGAUCGUCAAUGCAUGUGUGCUUUUAAAAAACAAAAGAAAUAUUUGUAAGCAUGUAAAAUACGAUGCAAAGUUUAUUUCACUCCGUUGUGUAAAGGUAACUGUAAUUGUGCCUAAAAAAAAAAGCAGUAUCUUUCAUUAAUUGUUGUGUUGGCUUUUAUGUAGCUGCUUGAUUUUUGAACAAAAUAAAAACUACGAGAGCUCUGAUGGAUCUUUGUUUUCUAUUUUACGACAUGUUUUUUUGUCAACAACAGGUGUGAAUAAAGAGAAAUGUAAUGAUCUUGGCCCCAUUAUGCUGUCAUAAUAAAGAGUAAAGGCAAAGCUAA
This is a messenger RNA of Eleginops maclovinus (Patagonian blennie), 4582 nucleotides long. It is a transcript of the gene gaa2, whose product is annotated as alpha glucosidase 2. Gene Ontology annotation, biological process: carbohydrate metabolic process. Gene Ontology annotation, molecular function: alpha-1,4-glucosidase activity; carbohydrate binding. Lineage: Eukaryota; Metazoa; Chordata; Actinopteri; Perciformes; Eleginopidae. The record is from RefSeq and is a predicted model, not a curated record.